Molecule: messenger RNA, 714 nt
Organism: Closterium sp. Naga37s-1
Lineage: Eukaryota; Viridiplantae; Streptophyta; Zygnematophyceae; Desmidiales; Closteriaceae
Source: the annotation of a GenBank genome assembly
AUGGAGCAUGUGACGUGCUUCGUGGCUGGCAUGCUGGUGCUGGGGGCUCAGACAGUGGCGGAGGGGAGUGAACACACAGAAGCGUAUAUGAAGUUGGCUAAAGAGGUGAGAAGGGGAGGUGCAACCGUGCAAGUGGCAGGCAUGCUGGUGCUGGGGCCCCAGACCGUGGCGGAGGGGAGUGUGCACACAGAGGCGUACAUGAGGCUGGCAAAAGAGGUGAAAGGGGGAGAUCUGGGACAUACGUGUCACCUCUUCUACAGCACGUCACCCACGGGGCUCAGUGGGGAGGACUAUGCGUUUGGGGAGAAGGGCAUGCGCAUGGAGGGGCGCAAAUACAACCACUUGAGGCCCGAGGCAGUGGAGGCGUGGAUGUACCUGUGGAGGGCCACGCACGACCCCAUCUACAGGCAGUGGGGGUGGGAGGUGUUCCAGGCCUUCCAAAAGCACUGCCGUGUGGAAAACGGCUUCGUGGGGUUGCUGGAUGCCUCUCAGAACCCUCCGCAGCAGGACGACUUGCAGCAUAGUUUCUUCCUUGCCGAGACGCUCAAGUAUCUAUACCUCCUUUUCUCGCCCGAUGAUGUGCUACCUCUCAACCAAUGGGUGUUCAAUACCGAGGCACACCCCCUCAAGAUCAUUGCAAGAAACUCUGAUUUUCCUCCCCGAUUGAGGAUUGAGUCUCAAACGAAGCGUGACGUGCUUCCGGAGGAUGAUUAG